Molecule: messenger RNA, 3919 nt
Organism: Aplysia californica (California sea hare)
Lineage: Eukaryota; Metazoa; Mollusca; Gastropoda; Aplysiida; Aplysiidae
Product: transcription elongation factor 1 homolog
Exons: 4
Coding region: 246-497 (83 amino acids)
Biological process (GO): transcription elongation by RNA polymerase II
Cellular component (GO): transcription elongation factor complex
Molecular function (GO): RNA polymerase II complex binding
Source: RefSeq, a predicted model, not a curated record
CUAUCCUUGACUCCAACGAGCAUCCUGGACAAGAAAGAGCACGCUUGUCACAAUUUGUUGACGCUUCUUGCGUUGCAUCGGUGUUGCCCAAACUGAAACAGCCCGAAAUUUCAUCUGUGAACAUACUGCGUGCUUCUGAACAGUUGAAGAAGUUUAUUCAGCGUUUAUAGCGCUGCGGACAUUCAAAAUAGUGACUCUUUUUCUUGAUAUUUGCAUUUUGAUUUUAUAAAUUUAUAGAAUUCUAAAUGGGUCGUCGCAAGAAAGCAAGCAAACCUCCACCCAGGCGCAAGGCCAUUGAACCCCUGGAUACCUUGUUCAACUGUCCAUUCUGCAAUCACGAAAAGUCAUGCGAGGUUAAAUUGGAUCGUGAUGCUAACACAGGAAUGAUAACCUGUAAUGUGUGCCUGGAAGACUUUCAGACAAAUAUCAACUAUCUGUCAGAAGCUGUAGAUGUGUACAGUGAAUGGAUCGAUGCCUGCGAAGCUGCCAAUCAGUAGCGAUGGUUCCCGUGGUUGGAAGAGGACCGGCCACGUUUCAUUUAUAUUCAUGUGCAAAUGUUUCUUUAAUGUGGGCAGAUUUUUUUCUGUGUUACACACGAAUUAAGGAAAUGCUCUUAAGCAGGCCACCUGCUGGGUUGAGCUGAAUACGCAGACGUUGUGAAAUGCACGUGUACAAAUGCGUCUGGACUUGGGAUGCUGUUUACAGAGGAUUUAGUGUACAGUUGGUAUAUUUGGCAGAAGUCAUUCAAAUAGGGGAAGUCAACUGACUUUUGUGAACAGAAAGUGGCUUUCAACACAGGAAAUAUAUUGUACGGUUGAUGCAUUGAUGAACUUUGUUCAAAUCGGAGGGGGGGGGGGGGUGGCAUUUGUUUUCAAAGAAUUUGCUUGAAAUUGUUUAAAUUAAUGAGGAAGUAGCCUACUAAUUUCUUCAAUUGAAACUGUCCAUUGGUGAUUUAAUUCAUUGAACUUUUCCCAUUUCAUAUGCUUUUUUGGCUCUUAUCACUCUGUUUUGUCGAACUAGACAAGAACAUACAUUGUACAUUUUUUGUAUUCUGUGGUUAUGUAAGUUCAUAGUUACUCCUCAGAAAAACCAGCUUUUUAUUUCCAACUUGCUCAUGGCAGAUAGUUAAUAAAGUGUUUGCCAACUUUCUCACCCCAUUGUGAUUGCUUCGAUAAACAGUGUCAUGUCUGGUUCAUGUGAAGCCUGUACGAUAUGCUGUAUAUAACUGAGCGAAUUGCAGGAGUUCAUGCAGUAUCACAUGGGGGAUUUCUUUGCCUUCUUGUCAGUGAUGUGGUUACUUGCUUUGAUUAUAAUCAUAAUAUGCAGACACCUUUUCUCCUUUUUGCUUAGAGGGGUGUUGUCAGCAUUGAUGUUGAGGUCCAGGACAACCAAGAGCUACAAAGUGUGCUUGUUACAGACCACUAUCAGCUCUUACUUUACUCUUUUGAACUCAGAAGCUUUGUCUGGCUUUCUGAUUCUGCUGAAAUAUUUGACCGCUGAUAGAACUCGACAAAUGCUCUGUAUGUUUGCCUGGAAUCUUAAGAAUUAUCCGACUCUGUAUUUGGUAUCUCUCUGUCAUGAUAUAAGCCUUUCACAAAAAUGUUCUUGUUUUACAUUGUUAAAAAACCUUAACCCACUGUAUUAUAAGGAGCAUCAAUAACGGAAAAGCAAGGCCAUGGAUUAAUUUUUAAUUUUGAUUAUAUUUAUUUAUUUAUAUAAUUUUUAGACAGCUUGCUCCAAAGAGUCGAAGCCAUGGUUAAAAGUAGUGGUUGUGGUCACACCAAAUUGAUUUAUCCUCAGUUGUUUCAGGAUGUUUAACCAGCUUCUGUGGUGUAGCUGUAAGGUCCUUUCUGUUUGUAGACCACAGUGGGGGACUAUAGAUUUCCCCACCCCUUUUUAAAAAAAAUAAGGGUGACAACAUUUAAUAGUAAUCUUGUGUUUUUAAAAUGAAGAAUAAUCAUUCAUAGGAAUAAAACUUACUUUACUUUACUUUUCCGAUCCAGCGGCCAUUUGGGUUCUAGCCCUUCGGUCUGUCGAUAUGGCAAAGAAUUGACAGGUUUUAAUCAGCUGUGCUUUGUCGCUGUAUAGAGUGUUUCCGAUGUCUGGGAAGGCAGGUAGGUAGGUGCUACGCAGAUAACAAAGUGCUGGGGAGUUAAUGAGGUGGUGUGGUACUGUUUCAUCCUAGAAAUAAAACUGGUAGUGUAGUUUUGUAAGUAAUCCACAUCACUAGUAGUAUACAAGUACAAGGGACUUUUGAUGGAAAGCUGAUUUUGAGAAAGUCUUGUCUUUGUUCGUGCAGUGUAAUAAAAAAAAAAUUUGAAAAAUAUAGGCUUACCUUUGCUGUCUCACAUGAUAUUUGUUCAUUGUACUGAGGGUUUCAAAAUGAGCGGUAUUUCAGUUAUUGGUCGCUGUUUGUGUUGGAUGUGGAAAAUAACCACUUUUUGACUUUUAGCAGUUGGUUUUUUGGGGGUUUUUUACAUUCUGGAGUACCAUAAAUCCGCAGCCGGGCUGAAAAGCUUUUACAGUCUUUUUUAGGUGGUCGAACUGGUUUGUGGUCUUUAUUUUCAAAACAUAGAUGAGGCUUUGCAAAACUGUUUCUUUACGCACACGGCAAAUCCUACUUCAGUAGCAAUUUCCAAUUGCUAGUAUAGAUGAAUUGCUUUCUGCAUCUUUUGAAAAGCGAUAUAUUUUUUUCUUCUGUUGAAAUAUUUGCUUUCCUUUUACAAGCAUAUAUGUAGUUGUAGCAAUACAAAGAGCUGAAUGCUCAAAAUUAACUUGCAGUCAGAUAGUUUUUUGUUGAUCUAAGAUUGUAUUAAACCAGUUUUGGUCAGUUUUCAUUAUUUAAACGCCCAAGACUCAACAGGUUAUUUAAAAAAAACAUAUUUCAGGUGUUUGUCGAGUUGAGUUACAAAACAGUUGUUUGAAAAUAAGAUUUCUAUCACUUUGUUGACUGCUUCAGAUGGUUGCAGGAUAGGCUGAAGUUGUUGUUUUUUUCCAUAAAUCUUUUUGUAUUUUAAUUACCGUAAUGUGUACUUUAACGUUGUUGCAGUUUAGUAUUCUACAUCAUGUGACAGCAAGAAUAAUUCCAUAAUUUUCUUUUUGUAAGUACCUACCUUGAGUGGGGUAUAAGGGGAAAAGUUUGUCGGUUCAAGUCCUGAAGAGGAACUACAUCUUUUUUCGGUUGUUUGAAAUUCAGUUAACUAAACAUGAAAAAUUGAUUCAACUUAUUUGUUGUAUCUUUUUAAUUUUUGAUUAAAUAAACUGCAGAAACUUUGUUUAUUCUGUUCAGGACAUGGGGUUCAAGUUGAUUAGCUAUACCUCAAGAUCUUGUUGUGUACGAUACAUAAAAGCUUUUUCCGUCACAGAAAGCAAAGAUCAAAAGACAACUAAUGAAAUACAAUAUUUCAAAGGUGACAAAUAUUUUGGAUGCUACUCAUUAUCUGCUACGUCUGUGUGAUAGAAUAUGACACGGCUUCAUUGUUUAAUUUGUAAAAUGCAGUUGGGAUCAACACAUGUGUAUACUAAGUGGAGUCUUUGAAAUCAAGGUAUGUUUGACAAUAAAACUCAUGGCAUUGUGUCAAGAGAAAAUUUUUAAUUUUUCUUCUGUUUUCCCUUGUUCAUACAUUUGGUCGGGGAUAGUGAGAAAGGAUGAUGCCAAAUGUCAGGCCUUUUUUUUAGUAUAUUUAAUAUUAUGACAAGCGCUGGAUGAGAACUUUCUAUUCAAUUAAUUGUUUGGAUGGUUGAACUGCAAGUCCAGUUUUUUUUGUUUUUAUUAUUUAUUUUUUUUAUUAGACAGCAUGCGCAAUACAUCAUAGGAGAAGUUGUACUGUUGUUAUUGCCGUCUCCGUCUGUUUUUUAUGUUCACAUCACAGUUGCUGUUUGGAAUAAAAGUUGGCAAUAAAGUAAAUAUGAACUUUUU